Sclerotinia trifoliorum is the source of this 2088-nucleotide messenger RNA. The record is from the annotation of a GenBank genome assembly. NCBI's taxonomy places the organism in Eukaryota, Fungi, Ascomycota, Leotiomycetes, Helotiales, Sclerotiniaceae.
AUGAAGUUUCCCAUCUUCAACUGCCUGUCAUUACUGGCAGCAUGUGGGGUUUUCUCAUCAACUUUUGUGGUGGGCCAUAGCCAUCACCAUAAAGAUGAUGGAUUGGGACUUGAAGAGGUUGAUCGGAGUUUGAACGACGAAAGAAAGCAAGAAUUGGAGAGACUUUGGGGUUUUGAGGUUAGUGGACUUUUAUGUUUGGAACUUUGCUUGUUAGCAUAGUAGGUAGGAGCAGACAGAUGCACAGUUUGUGGAAUCAUGAGGUACAGUCAAUGAAUGAUGAGGACGAUAUUUGGGCCACCUUCUGGCCUUCUGGAUUUAAUCUGAGGCACUGGAAUGUGAUGGACGGGGACAUAACCCGUGGCACAUUAGUAGGACCCGGAAAUUCCCCAAUUAUUGCCCGUAAAUGGCGUUCUCGCCUGGAGUAAGAGGAUGCAAAAGACAUAUUUCUAUCACGAAAUCGACGCGAUUACUACUUUCUUGACUGACUCUUCCAUUUCUUUCGAAGAAACAACCAAAAAUGGGAGAUGCGAGUGCAUUCAUUUCUCAUGCAUAAAUCUUUAUUUUCUCCACAUCUACUCAUCACCAUAAAAACUGUGAGACCACCACAGACUGACGAACCAAACCCUGCAUAUAGUGGUCAUUCUCAGGGAUCUCAACAUUUGCUCAUCUGGACUACAAGAAAUGUCUCACAACUCCUGAUGAACUUUUCGAUAUAGGAAUCUUAGGUGUCCCAUUCGACACUGCAGUUAGCUAUCGACCUGGGGCUAGAUUUGGGCCUAAGGCUAUUCGAUCAGCGAGCGCUAGGCAGACUAGCUUUAGAGGAUGUAGGAUUUUAAGCCGUCAUCGGCACUGAUGAUGCUCCUUUCUCGAAAAGCAUGAAGCUAACCUCACGGGCCCAGUCAAUACACGAGCUGGUAUAAACCCAUACACAUCGUUCGCACGCAUUAUCGAUUGUGGGGAUAUACCAGUCACUCCCCUGAGUAACGCUGUUGCAUUAAAACAAAUGACAGCAGCCUAUACCGAAUUACUCAACCGAAAGCCCGUUUCCUCAUCUCUUACCCACCCAAAGAUCAUUUCCCUAGGAGGUGACCAUAGUAUAGCCUUAGCAGCACUCAGAGCUCUCCAAAAAGUAUACAAUCAACCAAUCGCCGUUCUACAUUUCGACGCUCAUCUCGAUACCUGGCAUCCGGCCAAAUAUCCAGAUCCAUGGGCAAGUGAGCAAGCGCAAUUCAAUCAUGGGAGUAUGUUUUGGCUCGCUUCAAAUGAAGGUUUAAUCAUAAAUGGAAGCAGUGUUCACGCAGGGUUAAGAACGAGAUUAAGUGGUAACGAUUUUGAGGAUUAUGAAGAUGAUGAUAGACAAGGUUUUCUGAGGAUCUCGGCGGAUGAUAUUGAUGAUCUUAGACCUCAAGGUGUGGUUAAGAAGAUUAUGGAAAGAAUUGGAACUGAGGUUCCGGUUUAUCUUAGUAUUGACAUCGAUGUUCUGGAUCCAGGCGUAGCGCCAGGAACAGGCACGCCUGAGCCCGGUGGCUGGACAAUGAGGGAGUUAAUUAGAAUACUGAGGGGAAUUGAGGGAUUAAAUGUUGUGGGUGCGGUGAGUAUUGUUGAUCAUUUCAUCUUUCCCUGAAAAUGCUACCAUCUCCAGCGCAGUUAAUGGUUCAUUUUUGCGUCUCUUAACUUUGAGAGAUUCUUUUGUUCAUGAGUACUGACUCCAACAUCUUGUAGGAUGUAGUGGAGGUGAGUCCAAGUUAUGAUGGAGCUGGAGAGGAAACGGCACUCAGCGCGUCGCAGGUAGUUUUUGAGAUGUUGACGAGUGUUGUCAAGAGGGGUUUGAGCGACAUGGGAAAGGUCGCCAAAAUCAAGGAAAGCAGGAAGAAUGAUGAGCUAUGAACACGAUGCUUUUAAGGCAACUGAAGAGUUAGCGCAGGCAUGCUAGACACCAAGAUAUUAUCACCGAAACGGUAGUGACCGUCUUCCCGAAUACUAGUAAGAGAUCAGGAGUCAGCAAUCUAGAUAUGCCGAACUACAAUAUGAACCCGAAGAUUACCGGAGAAUGCGUCAACGGGAACUUUGCAUCCAUUGAAGGUAAUU